AUGGAUCCGGUCUCCCUUGCUUUGGGCAUUGCUGGCCUCUUGCCGUUGAUUGCAAAGGCAAUCAAUUGCGCGAAGGAAUACAGUGACGCAGUUGUUACAGCGAAGGAAUCCAUAGCGGCGCUCAUCAACGAGCUUGAGGGUUUGCAGUCCAGUGUCAGCAGCCUACAGCAGUUUCUCAAACACGACAACAUCACUAGAGGCAAUGUCCGGUUCCAGCAGACUUCCGUUCUGCUGGCGUGCUGCCAAGCCUGCGACGCCAAACUGCGCUCCCUCUGCAGGAAACUGGGCCAGGAGGACAGCGGGAGAAGAAGCAGAUUUCUGUGGCCGUUCAGCAAGCGGGAUCAUGAGAAGACGGUCCAGGAACUCCGCAACUUCACCACCUGGAUGCACUUUGCCGUCUCCGUGGACGGAUGCAAGCUUCUGUCGCAGACUGCCGAUGAUGUGCUGAGGUUGCUGGGACAGCAACUAGACCAGUUCAAGGCCAUCCGAUCGCUCGAGACGACAACACUACAAAUACACAGCACAUUGACGGGACAGACGGUCUUGCUUGAGAACUCGCUAGCACGGGAACAACGAAGGGACAUCCUGGACUGGAUAUCAAAGAUUGACUAUUAUCAGAAGCAUCAAACGCUCCAAGCAUCCAGAGCGAUGAAUACCGGGUGCUGGAUACUCCACUCCCCUGAAUACAUCAGAUGGCGAGACGGCUCGGACGAGACCAGUGUGCUUUGGUGCGAGGGCAUCCAGGGCUCUGGUAAAACCAACCUAGUCUCCACCAUCAUCGACAACCUCUCCAGUCUCGCAGCAGGCGCCCUUCGGCCGGUAGCGUACUACUACUUCGACCACCAGGACCAAUCUUCGCACUCCCCGUCAACAGUAUUGGCAUGCAUGCUCCGACAGCUCCUUGAGCAGCUCCCAGCAAUCCCCGGUGCCAUCUCGAGUGUGCACCAGAGCUGCCGUUCGCAAGGCAGUCUUCCGCAGUUCGAGUGCGAGAGGCUGAUCGCCGAGCUUAUCAGAGACGUUGGACGGGCCUAUCUAGUCGUCGAUGCUCUUGAUGAGUGUGACGCGCAACAUAGAGCGACAUUGCUUGGGGCUCUGGGCGAACUGAGCAGUUUACCAGGGUUUCGGCUACUGAUCACCAGCCGUCCGCACACCAGUGGCAAUGCUGCUACGUUUACGAACCGCCUCAAUGUCAACAUAGUUGCGCGAGAGGAAGACAUUAGGCUCUAUCUCCACCAAGAGCUAGCUCGGAAGGGCAUAUAUGAGAUAGCGGACGAGGCGUUUGCCAAUGGCCUGAUAGAAAGGCUCGCUCGGGGGGCAAACGGGAUGUUCUUACUCCCUGUGUUGCAACUCCGGACAGUCCUGAAGGAGCCAACUCUGGGUGAGAUGGAGGACAGUCUGAAUAAUCUAUCCCACGACAUAAACGAAGUAUUCGAAGGGACUAUCAGAAGAAUCCAGGGGUUACCAGCAAGCCGAAGCCGCAUAGGCACUGAAAGCCUGAUGUAUCUGGUGCACGCUGCAAAACCCAUCACCGUUCAAGCGCUCAGCGAUCUUUUGGCGAUGCACCCGCGCCGCACCCGUGUGCAUGCCAGGUACCGACCAACGGAGAGCAUGAUCCUCGAGUGCUGUCAGGGGCUCGUCACCGUUGACCCGAAGACGGGGUACGUCCACACCUCGCACUACUCGGUCAACGACACAGGCCCCUGGGCAACCGAAUCGGAGAUAACCUCACACAUCGAGCGGUACCCCUUUUUGGGUUACGCUGCCGAGUGCUGGGGCGGACACGUUAAGGCAGCCGAGGAUGAUGACGAAGUGCAGGCCACGCUCGCCAACUUCUUCGCUUCGAAACGCUCCAUGGCGACAGCCAACCAGGUGAGGCAGUUCGUACAAGGCCGCCGGGAGGUUUAUUGGAGUGCGGAAGAGUCGCUCAGCCUAACGGCGCUCCAUCAUGCCUCUCGUCAUGGGCUGCUCCAGACGGCGGUACGGCUCCUUGGCGAUGGGAUUUCCAGCAAUGCUCUCUCAAAACAGGGGUCCACUGCGGCCAUCCACGCGGCAGCGAAUGGCCACGUCGAGUUGCUGAGGCUCCUUAUGCAGAAAGGAGCAGAUCCAUACCAGCGCAACUGGUACGGAGACGCGCUACACUGCGCUGUCGAAAACGACUCUGAGGGCACCGUACGGGAGUUGGUCGUGCGCUGGGCUAUGAAUCCAGGAGACCCGACGUACCUGGCAAGUGCGGUGAUCAGUGAUGCCGCAAGAGCGUUCGCGGCUCUCGUUGACCUUGGCGCCGACAUCGACGCCGAAAUGGAAUGGUGGAACUGUGACCCAAAUAAGUGCAAGGGUGACGACCAUCAGACCCAUGUUUUCUUCUUCGCCUGUGCCAGCGGCUCCUACAAGAUAGUUGACUUGAUGAUCCGGCGCGGCUGGGCUGAUGCCAGGAUGCGGUCAGCUGAUGGCCGGACGGCGUUGGACUGGGCGGCUCAUGGGCGACGAGGGCGGGGCCUUGCAAUUUCGAAGAGGCUGGUUGAAGCAGAAGCCAGUGUUGGUGUGUGGCACAAGAGCACAAGUGGUGACGUUCAGCGUGGAGUUGUCGAACAUGAAUGGCGCAACUGA
Chaetomium strumarium is the source of this 2607-nucleotide messenger RNA. RefSeq lists its product as uncharacterized. The record is from RefSeq and is a predicted model, not a curated record. Bases 1 to 2607 code for a protein of 868 amino acids. NCBI's taxonomy places the organism in Eukaryota, Fungi, Ascomycota, Sordariomycetes, Sordariales, Chaetomiaceae. Gene Ontology annotation, molecular function: protein binding. The transcript is spliced from 4 exons.